UUUUCAAGAUGUCGUCGCUGGAAAAGAGGCUGUCGCGAAUCGAGGAGAAACUAAAGCUUGAAAAUGAAGAUGCCCGCCGGAGAAUCGACCUUAACAUCGAGAUGAGUCCGCAGCGAUCACGUCCAAGGCCGAUCAUCGUGAUCCAGCUCAGUCCUGCUCCAGCCCCUUCCCAGCGUGCAGCGCUCCAGCUGCCACUGGCCAACGAUGGAGGCAGCCGCUCAUCGUCUUCAGAGAGCUCGCCUCAGCACCACCCAUACCCCAGCCGCCCGCGACACAUGCUCACGCUGCCCACGCCUCCGUACGGCCUGCAGAAGAGCUUAGAGAAUGCAGAGAUAGAUCAGAAAUUGCAGGAGAUCAUGAAACAGACGGGCUACCUGAAGAUCGACGGCCAGAGGUACCCAGCAGAGGUGACAGACCUGAUAAGUGAGGGGGAGAUAGGCAGUGGGACCUGCGGACAAGUCUUCAAAGUACGAUUCAAGAAGACCGGCCACGUCAUCGCUGUGAAACAAAUGCGUCGUACGGGAAACAAAGAUGAGAACAAGAGGAUCCUGAUGGACCUGGACGUGGUGCUGAAGAGUCAUGACUGCCCUUACAUCAUCCAGUGCUAUGGCGCCAUAGUUACCAACACGGAUGUCUUUAUUGCCAUGGAGCUGAUGGGAACGUGUGCUGAGAAGCUGAAGAAGAGAAUCCAGGGCCCCAUCCCAGAGCGCAUCCUCGGGAAGAUGACAGUAGCAAUAGUCAAGGCGUUGCUGUACCUGAAAGAGAAACACGGUGUCAUCCACCGGGACGUGAAGCCCUCCAACAUCCUCCUGGACGAUAAAGGUCAGAUCAAACUGUGUGACUUCGGCAUCAGCGGACGCCUCGUCGACUCCAAAGCCAAGACCCGCAGCGCCGGCUGUGCUGCCUACAUGGCGCCUGAGAGAAUAGACCCUCCAGACCCCACCAAACCUGACUAUGACAUUCGAGCAGACGUGUGGAGCCUUGGCAUCUCUCUGGUGGAGCUGGCCACGGGACAGUUUCCCUACAAGAACUGUAAGACAGACUUUGAGGUUCUGACCAAAGUGCUGCAGGAAGACCCUCCUCUGCUGCCUCUCGGCAUGGGCUUCUCCCUCGACUUCCAGUCCUUCGUCAAAGACUGCCUCACAAAGGAUCACAGAAAAAGGCCAAAAUACCACCAGCUGCUGGAGCAUAGUUUCAUCCACCGUUACGAGGUGGUGGACGUGGACGUGGCCGGUUGGUUCCAGGCGGUGAUGGAUCGCACCGAGUCGCCCCGCAGCAGCCAGUGUUACAGCCAUCAGCACCAGCUCCACUCGCUCUUCAGUAGGUAGCCUAGCCCAGCCCGGCGCUAGCUUAGCCAGAUGCUAGUCUUGCCUAGCAUAAGCUUUGCCAAGCUCAGACUCAGUCUGCCCUAGUCUAGCCCAGCGUUAGCAGCUAAGCCUAGCGUUAGACCCAGCCUGUCCAUCUGUCCACCAGAGACCCUGAAGAGCCCACAGAGGAGGGCGAGACGGAGACUCGAUGGAGGGAUGGACGGAUGGAUGAUACAGGUGUUCUGUUUCUCAGUGUGUUGAAUCUGGACAGGCAGACAUGGGAAGGGGGGGAAGAGAAAAUGAUGUGCACACUGUAGUUAGCUUCAUUUGUUUACACACUGUCUCGUCACACUAUCCUAACGUCACAGCAUAGUGUGUGUUACAGCCACACACUUGUAUACGUGUUUUUCACGGUCAUGUCCUUCACGUGUCAUUUAGUUUUUCACCUACAUGUCUUCAGCAUUGAUCCAAGCCGUUGGAACAGAGUAGUCACCACACACUGGAACAAAGCAUCUGCUACAUUAGCAAACAUGAAUCUUUCUUGUACAAAAACCUUUCCGAGGACACAUAAAUGUCCGGUGCAAUUAUGAUUCUUCAGGUGUUUCUAUUAUCACACAUUCUCAGGCUAAAUCUGUGUGUGUGUACGGGUGUGUAUGUAUGGAUGGAUAUCAAGACACAGUCACUGGUUGUUUUCAAAAGUGAGAUUUUAUCUACUAGCCAUUUAUUCACAUUCACAGCUGUUACACUCUCACCAUCAUAAGUUUAGCUGUUAGCGGUGCUUAUUUUUAACAUGUGAAGUAUAGUACCCUUCAUUUAUUUUGAUAUGAGUAACGUUUAGAUUACCCGUGUCAUGUAUUUAGCAGCCGCACAAUUGGGAAAAACACGAUGAAAAAGACUUACAAAAAAAUUAGUGUUGCAUUCUAGCUUUGUAGAGAAGGAGUUGUUUAUUGUUCUGUUUUUGUGUUUAGAAUAACAUAGCUUAACUAAAAGAGAUGGAGGGAUGCUAAGCAGAGAAACAACAAGUUAGAAAGGGAUUCUUUCGAGUAGUGUGGGAGAGAAAGUGGAAAUGGAAGGGAGUUGUACUCUUGUUUUUUUUGAAUAACUUAGAUUAAGUUAGAGAAGCGAGGGAGGGGUUCGAGGGGAAAUGUGAGCAGAGUAAUAAUUCAUUGUGAGGGUAAAGAACAGGAGCUUAUCUUGUACAAAGAGGUAGAUGUUUUUACCUGUGGAGCAUUUUCUUACUCUCAGUUUGUCUACCUCUUCCUCUUUGUCCGCCUCUCUGUCGGCCUCUGCUGUUUAGUGUGACGUAGUGCUCCACAGGGUGACCAGACCAAAGGCUGCAUGUAGGUUGUUGUUGGUGGAGGCCAAAAGAUUUAGACCUGCUCCUGCGAACAUUUCAGACUUACAGAAACCACAGAGACACGCCUUUAUGAAGCAUGUGUGUGCUGUUUGUAGAACCUAGAGCGGGGGUCUCAAAGUCUCAGGGUCAGAGCCAAUAAAGGUGCCCACAUGUUUUGUUUUUUUUAAUGAUUAUUUAAGAAGGAUUUCAGUAUUUCUGAAUCUCUAUUCAUCUCUCAAUUACUACUCGAUUAAUAAUCACAAUUCAGACAGGUACAUUUAUUUCCAAAACCUUAUAUUCAAUGCUAUCUUUUAAGAUAAAGAAAGCAGCUCAUCUUUAAUUCUGGCAACACUGAAACCAGUAAACCUGAAAAAUAAAUUAUGAAAAUGGUUGCAGAAUAUUUGAAUUGAUUAAUCAAGUGAUCCCAAAACGCCAAUCAUAGGCUAAGACCGAUGGCACGCAGACGUACAGCGUAGCACUGCUGUUAGCAUUUAUGCAGAACACUUGGAGAAGCGACCCUGCCAGUGGGAAAUGGAACUUUGAGACCCCUGAACUAGAGGAUUGUAAAGAUAAAACUGUCCAGCACACUGGAACUGGUCCAUGCAUUUGAAACGGAGAUGUGUAGAUGUACACAUUUAUGAGUGCAGGUCUUCAGAGACUGUCUGACUAGAGUCCUUUUGACGGGCAACAGCCAAAACUUGCUAGUUACAGACUCCUAAGCCCUGUCACACAGGAAACCAAAUCAUUGCUAGACACAGAAGUGCGAAACUGCGAUGAUAUAGAGAGGAAACGGUAUGUAAAGUAAGAGAGAGAGAGAGAGAUGUUGUCAAGAUGUAAGAAAAGGAGAGUGAAAGUUAAACGUCAGGAAAACGAGAGGAGGCGAAAGUGUGUGGAGAGAAGGAAGACACGGAGUUCUAAGGAAGUGGAAUUGGAAGUUUGGAAUAGUCGGAGACAAACUGGAGGUGAAGGACAGGAAGUAAAUGUGUGAAUAAGGAGAGAGAAACAUGAUGGAAAACAUCAGCCAGAGAUUCACAGUGCUGCCGAGCUUUGAGUUUAGCUGGUUAUUGUAAAAAGCUUUCAUGGUGUUACACCAACGUACCAAUUCUGAUUUUAGCGAGUGAGUUAGCGUGUUGUGUUUAUGAUGUUUACCGUUCAAACUGUUAUUUAUUUACAUUGCUACUGCUGCUACUUUUUAUUGCUUUAGACGCUGCUGUCACUUCUUUUCCCCAAAGGACAAAUACUUUAUUCUUUUUUUGAAGCCAAAUAAGUAAAAUAAUGCAAUGUCAACACGUGUUACCAAAUACAGAGAAAGUCUGAGGAGAGAGAAAGCAAGUGGGAGAGGGAGUAGAAGAGGAAGUGCGGGAGGGUGGAUUUAUAAAAAAGUACUAACACAAAAUAUUAAAUGUGUCUCUGUGUGUAAUGGAAGUAGUUAAUCCUUUAUAUCCUGACGUCACACUAAACUGUACAGUUUAUUAUUAGAGGGGAGGUCUGUCUGUCCAGAUGCUUUGUGUCGCAUCCAUCCGUCCCUCCGUCUGUCCACAGGUCUCCUGCAAGCUUGACAACAUGACAGUUCACACCAAAGGUGUCCACAACUCAACGUAAAUACAAAAGCGUGUAAUUGUUAUGACUAUUGUUAUUGACCUUAUAAUUGAUUACUCUCUGCUAUGAUAUAUAAGUAAUCUCUCUGUAGCUAGUGGGAGAGGGCGAGGGGAGGGGGGCUGUACUGUAGUAGUGAUGUGUGUGUGUGUGUUAUACUGUACAGAGGGAGACUGGUGCACUUAUUUAAAACAGAGGCCAAGCUCAUAUGAGGCUCACUUUUAAUCUAGAUUUUGAACAUGCAUUCAGGUGAAACACGAAACUGACCCAUCUGCUAAAAGCUCAUAUCAACCGGAUCAAUUAUAGCUUUCUAUAUGUUUAAUGAUGAUCAUGAGGGAUACUUUUCUAAUUUAGAAAAGCUCCAUCCAGUUCCAGAGAACACAUAAUACUACUGAUGAGUACACUUAACGCAUGUGUCCCUAUUUGAAAUUACAGCUUGUGUAAAAAUGUCAUUAAUGUGCAAUAUAAUUCACUAGGCUGUUAGAGGGGUAAUCUUUAAUCGGUUCAACCGCCCUGAUUUUAAAGGUGUUUUUUUCAGAUCAGACAAGUCAUAAUCCUGCACAGGUUCAGUAUUGCGUCUUGCAUCCCAAAGGUCAGUAGCAGAACAGAUCCGUUGACCGCAUUAUCUCCAAGUUAAACCCUGACCAGACCCGUUAAUAUACGUAUCAUGAUUAAACACACUUACUGCGUUAUAAUCACACACUUUAAAAGGAUUGAUUUUUACUCAGGUUAAGAUUGUUUUUGUCCGUUACCGCUGUCCAGGAUGGUGCUUAACGCUUUCUGUCCCUAAAACAUUAGGGCUGCUGAUUAUGCUUAUGAGCUGAUUUAGUUGUUAAUCAUUCUGUACCACUAUUUUCAUUUCACAUAUCUCUAGAAAAACAACCUAUUUUAAGGUGUCUAUCCACAUUUAGUUCAUUUUUACGUGUGUCUAUGAUUUAAUAUAUAUAUGUAUGUUAUUCCCGUUCCACACGUUUUUCCAGACUGUACUGGUUAGUAUUGUAGUUUAACAUGAACCGUUUUCGUAAUAGCAGUUAACCCGUGUUGAGCUCAUGUCGCUUCUAGAUGCACAUAGUUUUUGACUUCAUUACGGCUACAACGUGGAUCUUAUCUAUCUUGCCUUUUGUCUAAAACUCCUGAGUAUAGAUCAUAAUCUCUGUACGUGUGUCUGAACACGAAGCCGCACCCAGUCUCCCGCUGUGCUCUGUUAUUAAGCUGAUGUUUAUUUUUGCAAACACACACACACUCUUCAAUUCAGUUUAUGUACAUUUCCCUGCAAACACCAUUGAAACACCUCUGUGUAACCAGUCAAGGCAGGCGUGUGUGUGUGUGUAUGUGUGUGUGUAUGUGUGUGUGUGUGAUGAAACAUCUGUAACUACACACACACACACACACACACAUCCACUGUAUAAAGUCAUCCCAUUCUCUCCAAUAGUGGCUUUAUGUGUAUAUUAGUUUGCCAGAGGUGUAUAAAAACAGCGUGUGUGUUUGUUGUGAAACCAUCUGUAAGUAAACCAAAUAUCAUUUUCACUAUGCAGUCAUUCACCGAUUUACGAACAAACUGGAGUUAGCUACGGUGUGUUUUUGUUUUUGAGCCCCCCCCCAUCCCAGUGUGAUUAAACAGCGCCUUCAGCUAGAGAAUAGAGAGAGCGCGAGAUAUGUGUUUUGAAUGAGCUGACAAAUAUUUAAGGAUUGUAUUUGGGUCGGGGAGGGACGGGGGUUAGACCGGGGUUUGUAGUUUUGGGGGAGAUACAGAUCAAUGCUGUAAAGUAUAUUAAUUGCAUGUUAUUGUCACCGUUGUAACUGCCAUUGUUUUUGUUUUUGUUUUCUUUCUACGACAACGGUGGGUCGGGGCGGGGAUGCACAAACUUUAUCCUUAUUUAUAAUUUUUACGCAUAUAGUCUGUAUGUCUGUUUUUAAAAUGUUGAAUUAUUGUACUUAGAAAAAGACACACUUUUGUUUGCCUUUUUAAAAGAAAUGUUUGCAAUAUUUUAUUUUUUUCACUUUGGACCCGUCGACGAGGAGGAGCUGUGUCAUUAUUAGCAGAAAGUGUGUGUUAGAAAACGUCCUGUUUCCCCUCAUCCUGUGCCGUGUGUGUUUCUUUCAGUUAUCCGUGUGCAAGCAGAGUGUGUGUGGGAGUUUAUUCGUCUACCAAAAGUCUUUAUCGAUGGUGAUUAUUAUUAGCUUUUAUUUUUGUUGUUUUUUAUUAUGAUUACUGUUUUAUUAUUAUUGUUUUUGUUAUUAUUAUUAUUAUUAUUCAGGGCAAAGAUGACACCAAAUUGAGCAAAGAAAUAAAUGGGUGAUCCCAGACAGUGCAGAGCUUCUUUUACUGGCGAGGUGGAGCAAUUCUCCCCGUUACGCUGUAGUGUCUGCCACCUUAUUGAACCCGCCACGUAAAGUUAACCUCUGAGCUGAAACGUCUAAUAGUAUUUUUUUAUUAUUAUUAUAUAUAUUGUUUUCCUUUGAUCAGAUAUCAUGAUCGUUUUAUUUCUUGUUACCCCAGUUUGGGUCAUAAAUUGUGUGCUGUUAUUUAAUUUCUUCCUUUUUUUCCACUCACCCCUGCCCACUGCUUUUUGAUUUUUUUAAUUCUAUUUCAUGAGUUUUGUAUUCUUCCUGGUUUGAUGCUGUAGUGUUGAGCUGAUUGGUCGAACACCAGAGCUUUGUUUUUUUUCCUAAUGCUGAGACUCGUGACUGAUGUUGCACUUGUGAUGGGUUUUAUUUUGUUGUUGUUUUGUUUUGCGUUGCAGAUUUUGGGAUUGUUGUGCAGGAGAAUAUCGGGUGUUUUCCUUAUUUUCUUUAAGUCACAGCAGUUAUUUUAUCAAUCAUAGAUCUGUGACACAGAGCAAGGAAAUGAUUCAACAGUGUAUUUUUCUCACUGAUAUUUAUUUAUUGGUCAUUUGUACGUUUUUUUUUGGGUUUGUUUUAUUUUAAUGUGUAUUGCUUUUUUGUGGAGGGCAAACAGGACACAAGGUAGAGGAGUUUUCCAUUGUGUACAGAAAGCUAAAUAUUGUAUUCACACUAACGUACAGUCUAUAGAGUAACAGAUCACCAGGUAAAGUAGAAACCUGCAGCACAGUGAGGUGCUUCUGUUGCUGGCUUUACUGUGACUGUCAGACUCAUUUUGUUUACUGUUUACCCUCUCAGAAGGCCCAAACAAACAAACUGGUUUAAAGAAGCCACAGCAUGGUGUAUUUGAACUGUAUUGCUUUGCUAAUAACUCACAGUUAAAGUUUGUAUUGUUUGAAACAUUGAUGGUUUUUAAUCCGAAUGCCAGAUACAAAGCAGACUAGAUUUAGGUUUUUUUCAGUUUAAGGUAUUCCAGCUGAUGAUAACGGCUAUGAUAGUGGACGGGAGGGCUUUUUAUUAACCUGUACUCCCUGCUUUGAAACAUCAUUGAGGUUUGGUGCUUGGUGUUUUUCUAAAUGCAGUCUAAAUAGCAUGACUUGCUAGUUUGCAGGGCUGGGGGAGGAUUGACUUCAAAGGCUUCUUGUCUGUAGGACACCGUGGAUUUAUUUACAGUUGAGUCAAUCGACUCAACUGCCCAUUUCCAUUUUUGUUUUGUUUUUUGGCUGUAUUUUAUCCCCCCGUCCCCCCAGUCUCAUUUCAAACAGAAUAAAUGCCAUUAUAUUGUGAAUACCUCAGGAUUUUUUUGGAGAAAAAAAACAACAAAACACCUAAAAAUCAAAUACAUAAAUAAAUAAAAACUCAUAAAAAUC
Molecule: messenger RNA, 7952 nt
Organism: Eleginops maclovinus (Patagonian blennie)
Lineage: Eukaryota; Metazoa; Chordata; Actinopteri; Perciformes; Eleginopidae
Gene: map2k7
Product: mitogen-activated protein kinase kinase 7
Exons: 12
Coding region: 9-1328 (439 amino acids)
Biological process (GO): protein phosphorylation
Molecular function (GO): protein kinase activity; ATP binding
Source: RefSeq, a predicted model, not a curated record